CGUUAGGUUUGCCAAACCAACAAGCCUACGGGCCUUAUAGAAGAAAUUCCCAAAAAGCCCCUCUUCUUCUUCUCUCCCUUCAUCCCCUUUUCUUCCUUCUCAGAAAUGGCUACAAGCUCGGAGUCUAGAAGAUCUAGCGGACCAGUCCUCCGUUCUCUCUCACCUUGUGGAAGAUUUCCAACUCUUCAUACGAAUUCUUAUUUAACAUCGUCUUCAUCAUCCUCUGCCUUUGCUUCUUCAACUAGCUCCAGUUUCUAUUCCCCACCUACUGCAUUUUUUAAUGCUACCCACCAUAGAUCAGCCUCCCCAACCCGCGUUAAUCUCUACACGACGUCGUCUCCCCAGUCUCAUUCCUUUCGUUUUUCUAUUGGCAGAUCUAGUUCUCCUAACAGGUCGAUAACGGUUACCAAGCAGAAUAAUCCGAUCUCUCUUCCGAAGAAGACUUGUAUGUGUUCUCCAACUACGCAUCGGGGAUCGUUUCGGUGCAGUCUGCACAAGAAUACUGGUCACAGUCAUGGAAGCGGCUCUGCACAUUAUACGCCCAACGGGCUGAAUAUGAGGCGAUCGGCGAUGACUAAUUCGCUCGUUAGGAUCGGUGGCGUUGAGGGUGAGUGGGUGAAGAGAGCGUUGACAGCGUUGAUUCGCCCGUCUUCACAUCAGCAAAGGCGUCGUGCAGAUUUCCGGCCCAGGCCAAGUCGGCUGUCGGUUAUGUUGAGAGCUGAUGAUAUCUGAUUAUGGUUGGAGCCACAGCGUAAUGGGUAUGGGAGAGCCGUUAUAUGUGACGUUAACAGACCCGCUAGGGUUGGGCCGAUUAGUUCACCGUUACCGUUAUUCGUCAUCCGUGGCUCGUGCCGUCACCGAGCGUGCUAGGUAUAUUCUUUUCAUUGCGUUUAUUUUUUUUAUUUUUAAGAAUUUAUGAUUUUUCUGUUCUUUGUUUCAGGUCUGACGCCUUGGCCCCGUUGGACAGUGGAAAUUGGGGAAAAAAAAAUACAUAAUUUAAAUUGAUGAGAAAAUAGAAUGGAAAGGCUGGACAGUGGAAAUAGAAAAAAUCAUUUAAAUAAUCGAAAAUUUUAAAAUAAAUAAAGGCAAGGGGAU
Messenger RNA from Manihot esculenta (cassava), 1095 nucleotides. RefSeq lists its product as uncharacterized. The record is from RefSeq and is a predicted model, not a curated record. The coding region runs from base 106 to 732 and encodes 208 amino acids. The transcript has 2 exons. Lineage: Eukaryota; Viridiplantae; Streptophyta; Magnoliopsida; Malpighiales; Euphorbiaceae.